ACAAUCUGCCGCCAUCCGAGGAGUUGAAGGGGCCAAGAGCUCUCAGAACCAGUCUUAUGAACUGACGUAGGGGUGAGGGGCACAGGAGGGAGGCUGGUAGUAAGCAAGUCCCCUUCUUUUAGCUGUGGUAACCUCUCGAUCCUGGCGGCCUCUCCGAAGCCGCACUCAGAAUGGUCCAACGUUUGACAUACCGUCGCAGGCUUUCCUAUAAUACAGCCUCUAACAAAACUAGGCUGUCCCGAACACCUGGUAAUAGGAUUGUUUACCUAUAUACCAAGAAGGUUGGGAAAGCACCAAAGUCUGCAUGCGGUGUGUGCCCAGGCAGACUUCGAGGGGUUCGUGCUGUGAGACCUAAAGUUCUUAUGAGGUUGUCCAAAACAAAAAAACAUGUCAGCCGGGCCUAUGGUGGUUCCAUGUGUGCAAAAUGUGUUCGUGACAGGAUCAAGCGUGCUUUUCUUAUCGAGGAGCAGAAAAUCGUCGUGAAAGUGUUGAAGGCACAAGCACAGAGUCAGAAAGCAAAAUAAAGAAAUGAAGCUUUUUUUCUGUAAUAAAAAUUAAAAGCUGU
Molecule: messenger RNA, 565 nt
Organism: Carlito syrichta (Philippine tarsier)
Lineage: Eukaryota; Metazoa; Chordata; Mammalia; Primates; Tarsiidae
Gene: RPL34
Product: ribosomal protein L34
Exons: 5
Coding region: 171-524 (117 amino acids)
Biological process (GO): translation
Cellular component (GO): ribosome
Molecular function (GO): structural constituent of ribosome
Source: RefSeq, a predicted model, not a curated record